AUGGGGACUAUGGAUCACCUGCUGCUUGCUGGCUUUACUUCAGUAUGCUGCAUCUCCGCUGGUGAUCCCAACACAUACAGUCGUCCCUCGGUAUCCGCAGAGGAUUGGUUCCAGGACCGUCGCGCAUACCCAAAUCCGGACAUACCCAAGUCCUGCAGUCAGCCGUGCGGAACCCGCAGAAAUGAAAAUUCGCGUGUUUCCCAUCUGGAGAAUACUGUAUUUUCCAUCGGGGUUAGCUUGCGGAUGCGGAACCCGCCUGUGCAGAGGGCAGACUUUUCCCACGAGAAACUGUUAGUUACAUCAGCUGCAAUGCAGAAAUACCCAAACCCUAUGAACCCAUGUCUGGUUGGAGUUGACGUGUUGGACAGACACAUAGAUCCCUCCGGAAAGCUGCACAGCCAUAGACUUCUCAGCACAGAGUGGGGACUGCCUUCCAUUGCGAAGUGUCUUAUUGGUGCAACAAGAACCAAAACAUAUGUGCAAGAACAUUCUGUAGUUGAUCCUGGAAAGAAAACAGUGGAACUUAAAUCUACUAAUAUUUCAUUUACAAAUAUGGUUUCAGUAGAUGAGAGACUUACAUACAAACCACAUCCUCAGGACCAAAAAACUAUUUCGACUCAAGAAGCCGUAAUCACUGUGAAAGGAGUCAGCCUUAGCAGUUACCUUGAAGGACUGAUGGCAAGUACAAUAUCUUCAAAUGCUCACAAAGGCCAAGAAGCAAUGGAAUGGGUAAUACAUAAAUUAAAUGCUGAGACUGAAGAACUGAUGGCUUCCGCAAGAGGAAGCAUAAGGUCUCUGACGGCGGCAGCAGCAUUUGUAGAAAAAUAA
This is a messenger RNA of Lemur catta (Ring-tailed lemur), 828 nucleotides long. RefSeq names its product PRELI domain containing protein 3B-like. Gene Ontology annotation, molecular function: phosphatidic acid transfer activity. Gene Ontology annotation, cellular component: mitochondrial intermembrane space. NCBI's taxonomy places the organism in Eukaryota, Metazoa, Chordata, Mammalia, Primates, Lemuridae. Gene Ontology annotation, biological process: phospholipid transport. The record is from RefSeq and is a predicted model, not a curated record.